AUGGAAGCUUGCCUUUUCCCCCUCACUGACACUCGCCUAUGCCUCCAGGCAGAGCCACUCGGCAGGCACUACCUUUUGCCCAAACGGGCUCAACUGCACCCCUCGUAUUGUCUUACUGUACCUGAUCCAGCCUCAUUAGCCUCAUUUGAUGGCCACGUGUAUAGACAGACCGGCCAAUCGGUAUCCUUUAUGACCCUCUUCAUUUCUUGCUGCUCCCUUGCAGUGCUUUUUCGGUUUUCUGUUUGUGUCCGCUCUGCCUGCACUUCUUCACUCUCACAAUUUUACUCGCCUUCUCUUCCUAUUCAGACUGACCUCGCCCAACGGCUUCGGACUUUUAUGAGCUCCGAGCUCUCUGGAACAGGCCAUCUUGUUUCUGGUAUAGCAAUUCAACUUACACCUUCACUCAGAAUAAGGCUUUUUUGCCGGUUUGUCGGUAGGUGGCUUGGAAGAAGUCAAUCUUGCUGCUAG
Molecule: messenger RNA, 468 nt
Organism: Protopolystoma xenopodis
Lineage: Eukaryota; Metazoa; Platyhelminthes; Monogenea; Polystomatidea; Polystomatidae
Source: the annotation of a GenBank genome assembly